CCCGUCGCCAUGGCAACGGGGGAAGCUGUUGGAAAGGAGCCGUUGAAGGAGAAGCCGGUGUGGUUGGGUGAAGAAGGGGCUCGGGCAGCCAGGCUUCCCCCGGUUGCAUCUCCUUAGUGAGAGGAAGGAUGGCGAAGACACCUUGAGUGGGCAGCGAAGAAGAGAAAGAGAGGAGGGUAUUAAAUGGGGACAGCAAGCUGGGGGGGGGGGCGUGUGUUUCAAACAAAGAGGUGCUGGGGCUAAGCAGACCUGUCUGGGAGCCCCUGCUCAGUUACGUGGCGUCCGGCCGCAGCUAUUGCCCCCGAGCAGGGAUUGUGCUCUGCUUAUGCCCAGAGAAGUAUUCUGUGUUACUUUAAGUGGGCUGCUGCAUAGCGCAAAUCACACAGUGGUUCUCAACCUGUGGGUCCCAGAUGUUUGUUGGACUACAACUCCCAUCAUCCCUGAGCUCUGGCCUUGCUAGCUAGGGGUGAUGGGAGUUGUAGUUCAACAACAUCUGGGGACCCACAGGUUGAGAAAGGCUGCUGGGGGUGAAAUUUAAUUUUUGCAGAUUUAUUCAAUGAGUGGUUUUGGGUGCAAGGAAUUCAAUUCUGCUAUUGUUUUUGUUAUCGGACAACUUGGUAAGUUCACAUUUGAUAAGGAAGCAUGUAAACUGCUUCCGGAAAACCAAAGAAUUUUAAUUUUGCCUUCUGAAAGUAUCGGCUAAUACUUAAAAUAAUAACAACAAAUAAUAUAGCUGCAAGUUCUUGGCAAUCAUUUUUAGGUGAAGCUGUGGUCUAAACCACAGAGCCUAGGGCUUGCCGAUCCCCACGACAGGGUGAGCUCCUGUUGCUUGGUCCCUGCUCCUGCCAACCUAGCAGUUCAAAAGCACGUCAAAGUGCAAGUAGGUAAAUAGGUACCGCUCCAGCGGGAAGGUAAAUGGCGUUUCCGUGCACUGCACUGGUUUGCCAGAAGCGGCUUAGUCAUGCUGGCCACAUGACCCGGAAAGCUGUUUGCGGACAAACGCCGGCUACCUCGGCCAAUAAAGCGAGAUGAGCGCUGCAACCCCAGAGUCAUCCGCGACUGGACUUAAUUGUCAGGGGUCCCUUUAUCUUUACCUUUAUGCAAUUUUACUCUUUUACUUACCCCAACAAAACUAAAUUAUAUUAAUUAUAUUAAUUUAACCAAAAUAUCUUUUAAAUUCCCAAGUCAUGUUGCAACUUUUUAGCACCCCUCAUUUUGGAAUUUGAAAGGUGAAAAAUUCAACAGCAAGCAGAAUAACCAACAGCGUUGUGGGCACCUUGAAAAGCAACAAACAACACUACAUCUCAGAAGUCAGGCAUAUAAGUGAGUGUGGGACUGCGGCAUAAGGGGAAGACACAUACCUAGGAGUAAGCCGCAUUGAAUGUGAUGCCAUCUACCAUAUGAUGCUGCACUGUAAUGUAUUUCUACAGUAGGCUACAAGAGAGGGGAGAGAUGGGACCACAGCUCUGCUGGAAGACCAGCAACAUUUGUUUCCUCAUUCCAGCUGGCCGCUACAAGAAUUAUGUAACUGAGAAAUGGGGCUUAGGUUUUACCUGUAUUUCUUCCUAUAUCCUCCAAGUCCUUUUCCCAUUUUUGUCACCUGUUAAAUUAUGAGCCCAAGUACUUGCCAUCAAUAUUUGUAGACUGUCCUGGGAGCCGCUCUUUGGCAGAAAAGCCGGAUAAAAAUGCUGUAAAUGAUAAAAUAGUGGACUGUAAUUUCUUAUUAAACCAAUGUAGUAUUAGUGGGGCAGAAGAGUUCAUGGACCAGCAUCUUGCCACCUGUCUGUUUAUUUCAGGUAUGAAGGCCUUCUGGCCCGUGGGCCUAUUAUACCCAGGUGGGGUUCUAAUUUGGUCUGCUGUGCUAUUUUUCCUUUGCCAAAUGCAGGCACAUCUAUUCAUUUACAAGAUUUGUAUAUGGCUUUUCUCACACAGUGGUUCUCAAAGGGGUUCAUGGUCAUCAUACAAAAUAAUAAAACAUUUAAUUUAAAACUAUGAUUUGCACAUACAGUUAUGCUUGAAUGAUCUGAAUAAAUGCAAGGUAGAGAGUUGUGGGGCAUGCUGUAACUUUCCUGUUGUCUCUCCGUAGGAACACUUCAAAAUGCAUCCACUCAAUGAAGAACCUGGGUCAGGAGAGGCUGUUGUAGGGGAAGAGAAUGGUCAAGGGAUGAAAGACUGCAGGCAGGUGGACACCUGUUCCAACAAUGAGGACAACUUAACAAAAUCAGGUAGUUCUUGCUAUCGGAGCCUGUGUGUGUGUAAGUUUUGAACAUGAAGUAGUUUUGACAACACCUUGGGCUAAAAUGAAUGACAAGGCACAACUUUCUGCCAUUUUAUUAAUAUAUUUUUAAAUUUGGCAAGAUUUAUAUAACGCUUUAAAAAACUUGAAGUGGUUUGCAUACAAUAUUAAAUACCAAUGGUAAGGUUUAAAUUAAUCUAUUAUUUUUUAUUUUUUAUUAAGACUAGUAAGGGGGACUGAGUACUUCCCUGCUUUACUACACAAGCAUAGGAGUAUUUGUAUAGAACUGAACAAAAUGCGGCCAACACUAUAAAAAUGUUACACAUUCCUUGUUCACCAUUCUUAGCGCAAUGAUGUCCUGUCAUUUUCCUGACCUUUUCUUUUCUUGCACUUGUAAAAGCUCUAGCAAGAGAGAGAGAGCCACAUAUAAAACUAAAUUAAUGCAGACAUACACUGCAUUGCAAAUACAGUCCCUACAGAUACAGAUUCCUCUGUUGUGAACAGAUGUGUAUAUUCUGGGAUAUUACAUGCAUGCAACAAAAUGAAAUGAGAGGCCUCCCUCUGGAGUGCCCAUCUCUUUGUUUGAGUUAGCAGAUUUAAACAUCCACUGAGCCUGUUUCCAUCUGUCUGAAUUUUAGAACUACAGCCUCAACUCCCAGAAGGAGAACAAGGAACAGAAAAAGAUCCUGCCAAUGAGCAACUGAAGUCGGAAAUUAUUAGGAAUGACUGUGGUAAUGGAGAACCAGGUAAAUUACAUGAAAAAUAUCAGUACUAUAAGUUACAGACCUAUGAAAGAUAUUGCCACAUUAAAUUUCCCGUCAGGAUCACAUACUCCCCAUGGGUGUUACUAUGGGGGAUUUUUCUGAUCCUUAGUCAGCAGGAAAACACUGGGUGCAUUGCUUGCCCUCAUGCUCGAAAGCUAGAUUAAGUGGUUGGUAUAUGGUGUGAUGGACUGGGUGAAUGAUGGGACCAUGUAACUUUUGUUCUCAAGUAUUUUCUAGCUGGGUUAUUCUUCUACUCCACAGUUGCAUACUGCAACCACCCUUUGCGGGGGGGGGGGGGGGCGGGGCUGGGAGAGAGACUUACUCCUGUGUCUUUACCAACUGUCUUGGUGCUUUUAAGAGCAUAAGAACUGCUUUGCUGGGUCAGACCAAAAAUAUUGAUUUCAAGUCUGUGAUCACGGGAGGCUUCAGUUUUCUUGGAAUUUAAUUCUUUUUUAUGUUCAAUUUCAGGCAAAGGAGUAAGCCCCAGUCAGACCAUUUAUUUCACAUAGCAAAGGUGGGAGGAGGCCAGAGAGAGCCUGCAGCAAUGUAUCUUGUUUAUUUCUUGAUUACAUUUUUAUCUCCCUUUUCUUCCAAAGAGCUCAGUAUGGCAUAUUGGUUAUACUGCAGCUAUCAGUAGGUAUUACUGUAUGUAACAAUUAGCUCAUUGAAGAAAUUUUAGUUUCUGCCUUUAAGGUGAAUUUCUUGGAUCUAUACAUUUAAAAUACAUUCUGCAAUAUACUGUAUUUUCACAUAUAAUCUCCAAGCACCACAGAAGAGAAACAGCUCUGUGACCAACAUACAACAACAGAAUGAGGAAAAUAGAAAUGGUGACCAAAAGCCGGUGGCUGGCUCAUCCUGUGAACAAUCAAACAAACAAGGUGGUUUGAGGUAAUUUAGUUUUUAUUGGUGGUCUUACUUUAACAAAUCAGGGACUUUUUUUAUAGUGCUGCCAGUCUCUUAACCAUGUCAAGGUAUUAUGAGUAGGCUCACAGGUUACCCUCCCCGACAUGAAUUCCCCAGUCACUUCCCUUAACAUUAGUUUCAUGCUAUGUCUACAGUGGUGCUAUGGUUAACCAAAGUUAGCUUUUAAUUAAAGUUUGAAAACUAGGGUUUUGAAGCUGGAUCAGUGUCAGUAAUGAACUUGAUAACAUAAUUAUAAAAUCCAGACUACUUGUUGGUUUUGCACUGAGCCUUUGUGUGAAAAUUCUCUCACGAGAGCAUGCAUUUUAUGCAGCCAGCAUAAAAUAUCACAGAUUUCAGAUAUGCAACAGCUGACCAAAAAUAAUACCCUCUUUAUUGUUAAAUCUCACCCCUCGGCAAACUUAAAAACAAUGAAAUUAAAACAACAUUCUUUAGCUAUUAUUCUGGCUGGAUUCAGUGUUCUGUAUGCAGAGCCUCUGCUUCCCCUCUGAAAGUGUAAUCCAAGGAUUGGGGAACUUUCUGAACCUUGUGAAAGGUGAUGCAAUGGGGAGGAAGUUGGUGAAAAUAUAAAUAUUAAGCAGCACAUAUGCCUUCUAAAUAAGCAAAUGGAGCUUCUAGAGUACCGUAUUUUUCGCUCUAUAGGACGCACCUUGUUUUAGAGGGGGGAGAACAAGAAAAAAAAUUCUCCCCCUCUCUGCCCAGCGCCCCUUCAGCGAAGCGGCAGGAGGCACUGUGCAGAGAGGGGGAGAAUUUCCCCCCUCUUGUUUUCCCCCUCUAAAACAAGGUGCCGUUUAAGGUGCGUUCAGUCGCCUUCAGGCGGCUUACCUUGGAAGCCUGGAGAGCGAGUGGGGUCGGUGCACACUGACCCCUCUCGCUCUCCAGGCUUCAGGUUCCUUUCAACCUGCUCUUUGGGGCUGGCGGGGGGAAGCCCACCACCAGCCCCAAAGAGCAGGUCGGGGAGCAGUGGAAAGGCGUGCAGUGGAGAGGCUGCUGCCAUAGUCGCGCAUCACCUCUCCAGCUGGGAGAGGGUCGCAGGGCUAUGGCUUCUUCGCUCCAUAGGACGCACACACAUUUCCCCUUCAUUUUUAAAGGGGAAAAGGUGCGUCCUAUAGAGCGAAAAAUACAGUAUGUACUCUACUCACACUACUUCUUAAUGUUUUAGAAUGACCAAAAAGAUACUGAGGGACCUCUGCAAACAGCAUAAAUUGUAUGUGACCCCAUCUUUGAACGACACCCUCUAUCUCCAUUACAAAGGUAAGGGCCAAUCUGCUAGCUAUAUUGUAGCAAAAGAACUGACCAUGAACACCUGAGAACUUAGAAAUAUAAUAUGUUGGAAUAUUGUAGAAUCUAAAUCUAGGUCAAUGUAUACAAAUAUUUUAUUAAAUGUUUCAGAAUCAAGUGCACGUUUCAACUCCCAUCUGUUCUGGCAUUCUUUGUUCAACAACAGCCAGCAGAUGCCUCUGGAAGCAAACCAGUAGAACAUGAUGGGGAUAGUCUUCUCCUUUCUCCAGCAUAUACCAGUAUCUGGUAUUGAUGUCCACAGUCUUAACAGGGAGGAUAAUUCUGUGAUUUUUGUGGCAAUUCUGUAAGUGAAGAUCAAGACUCAAGCUAAAGUUAGUAAGCCCAGGUCCUAUGCAUCUUUAUGGAGUAAAUCUCACUGAACCAAGAGGGGCUUAUUUCUUUCUUUCUUUAUAUGAGCUCCUCUCAGUUCAAUGAGAUUUAGUUCAUCAUAAGUAAGGAUUUAUAGCAUCUGUAAAUGGAUCUUUGACAAUAUAUAUAAUUUUUAAAAUCAGCUGUGAGAGGCUCAAAUUUUGAUAGGAGCAGUGGCAGUGGGGAAAGGGGUGUUUAACUCAUGGUUUUCCCAAUCUGAAUUGCUCCUCCUCUCCCACAGCUGUUAACCCUGCAGGGGCAGGGUGUGGGGGACACUGGUUCAGUGUUGCUUUCAAUGUAACUAACUUUCAGUGGAGUAUAUUAGCUCGAUUGGGUCCCUGGAUCUCCUUACCUGCAGCAAAAAUGAAAGCCAGUUCUGCUUCUUUUUUAAGGUCUUCUUCAAAUAACAGUUGGCUAGUUGGUUUAGCCAGUAUUUGUGUACCUAUGGUUAAGUAAUUUUAUGUGUGCAAUGCAGCUAUCACCCAAUAGAGGGACUUAUUUGUUCAUGCAUUUUGUCAGCUAUGACAUUCAUGAGUACUUUCUGUUGUGUUUGUAGUUAGAUGAAUAUAACUCUCGCGUGUAAAAUAUAUAUGCACACCUUCACAACUAGUUCUAAGAUUUCUAAGGCCUCACUGGGAAACAAGCCUUUAGCCUUGAAACAUGUUGCAACCACUUUACAACUCAUUCUGUUAUUCCACCCGUGGUCUCACCUGUGCUCCUUCCCCAGAAGCUGUGGGACAAACUAGAGUCCUGGUGACUCCCAACAGGUUGAGGAGGGGCAAGUUAAACAAAGGACAAGUGAAGGAGCAUUGCAAGAGUUGUAUCAGCUGCAGCCUCCUCAGUGCAUUUUAAAGGGAACUCUGGCAACCCUGGUUGCUGCCUUUUACUUCCACUAAAAUUCUCCUCUCUUUAAAAAAAUGAUUGCAUUAGGAAUAGUUUGGUAUUUCUGUUUACUCUCAUUAAAACUUCAGUUAGGGCUCCAGAAUAUUUUGCCUGAACUUUGGUGAUAUAUUUCAUGCUCCCUUGCAGGUUUUUCUCUUUGGUCCUAACCAGAUGCACCAGUGAUAUACCAUGUAUGUUGUGUCAGUCAGCUAUAAAAGGAGCUGUUCAUGAUUUAAAGUAAAGGAGCACCAGUCAAAGGAGGGAACAUAAUCUUUUCCCCAACUAACCCCUUUUGCAGCCCUAUAGCCCAACCAGGCUCCAGUAGUAGACAUUAGUGAACCAUAAGAAUUUGAAGGGACUCAGGUGUCAUCUAGACCAACCUCCUGCCCAUGCAGUAAAUUCACUACUCCAGCACUCCUGAUUGGUGGCCACCAAGGCUCUGCUGAAAAACAUCUAAUGAACAAUUCAGGUUUUCAGGAACUUCCUCUUAAUGUUUAGUCUAAAUUCUUUGUCUUGUAAUUUGAACCCACUGGUCUAGCUCCUGUCUUUGACAGAAAUCAAGUUUAUUGUAUCACCUAUGUGACAUCCCUUCAAGUAUUUGAAGAUGGCUAUCCUAUUGCCUCUUAAUUAUUCAGGCUAAACAUAUCCUACUUUUGAAUCCUUUCUUCAUGGGACUCAGUCCCCAGACCCCUCACCAUCUUCGUCACCCUUCUCUGCACAUAUUCCAGCUUGCUGGUAUCAUUAUUACAUUGUGGUGCCCAUAACCUGACAAUACUCAAGCCUUGGAGAAAGCCAAGAGAAUUUUCUUGUCCAUGGGUCCCCACUUUAAAACCAUAUCCCCACUCCUUUUAUUAUAACGACUUCAUUCUGAAAUAUGGUCCAUCUUGCCAUUGUGUUUACUGCAUUUUUCUUCCCGCAGGAUUUGAUCGUCUGGAGAACCUGGAAGAAUAUACAGGAUUGAAGUGUUUAUGGCUGGAAUGCAAUGGCUUGACUAAGAUCGAGAACCUGGAUGCACAGACAGAUUUGCGUUGCCUUUAUCUGCAGCUGAAUUUAAUAAAUAAAAUUGAGAAUCUUGAACCCUUGGAAAAGCUGGACUCUCUCAACCUCAGCAACAAUUAUGUCAAGACAAUUGAAAACCUCUGUAAGAAUUCUAACUUCACUGAAAUAAGAUCCAUAACCUGAACACAGUGUUAUUUGGUGGUGUUACUAUCAUACAUGUAGGGGCACCAGUGUGUUAAAACACAGUGCAAAGCAUUUCCACAGCAAUUUCUGGUGGCUUCUGUGGAGGCAAAUUUUCUUGUUGGCAUCUGUCUGUCUUGAGAGACAAUGGUGUGCGCCUCUGGUGGUAAAGUCAAAUCACUGCGUUAGCAGCACUGAAGUGACCUCCCUGGGAUGUAAGCCUGGAUGGUGUCUAUGGAGGUCCAGGGCUGCCCAGACAACAAAACUCUCUCCCCUCCACUCCCAUCAGCCUCACUGAUGUGCUUCAAAGGAAAGCAGAGCAAUAUGCACUGAGUCAAAAGGAGCAAGGAGGAACAUUUUCAGCACUGAAAGUCUUCAGUGCAAACUUUUUCUUUAAAUUCCUAACAGUGGAGCAAGCCAGAUUGGGAACCAGUUGGGGGUGGGGUGUGAUGGUGAGUGUUGAAGCAUUUUAACCCUUAGCUCCACACAGGGUCCUAAUCUAAAAUGAGCCCCUGUGCCUGUAAUUUGUGAAGGGAAUGACACAAGGAUAGUAACACAAGGACAGAAAAUAAAACUUGCACAUACUUCGGGCCUGAAAAUGAACUAAUGUCUAUAGUCAUAUGCCCAAGAGAAGCAAUGCUGCAGCCUCAUCAUGAAGUGUGUUUUAUUGAUCAACUGCAGAGUAAGAUUACUUCCCCCUACAUCUAAUCUAAAUUUCCCUUCUUGAAGUAGACCCCUUGCCACUUAAACUGUUGUCAUCAGACGUACCUCUAUACUUAUAUUUAACUAACAAGCAUUCCUAAUUACAAUUCUGUGGCCAGUUAACCUGGACCCCUGUACUCUGGGACUGAACUGGGCUUUGCGGUUCCAGUUUGGUAUGACUGAGGACUUUCCAAUGUUUCAGAGGACAAUAUGUGGGUCUGUGCAUUUUAAUCUUGUACAGUAUAUCCACAAGCAGAAGUUGCUGAGAAUCUUGCCCCUAAAAUGGCAACCUUGAUUGGGCUGUAAUUGGUCCUGGUAGCAUAAUCUUGUUGACUUUGUUACGAUUCCUUGAUUUAUUUGGCAGUCCCAUUCAUUUUACUUAUUCUAACGGUAUCCUUACUUUUCAACAGCUUGUUUGAAAGUUCUGCACACUCUACAGAUUGCUCACAAUCAGCUGCAAACAGUUGAAGACAUACAACACUUACAGCAAUGCCCAAGUAUCAGUGUCCUUGACCUCUCUCACAAUAGGCUAGAUGAUCCAAACAUUUUAGAUGUCCUGGAGACCAUGCCUGAUUUGGUAAGCAAAGAAUAACUCUAAGAUUGCUUUAUCUGAUCCACCAUUUCUCAGGCACAAAAUGAUUCUGUUCCACUGAUCUUACUGUGCUGUGGAAGGAUAUAUGCUGUAUCCAGUGCUUCAGGGACAUUAACAUGCCUUAAUAAAAUUUAGAGUCAGGUGGUAGGAGAGGAGUUACUGUAAUAAAUUUGCAUAAUCAGGAAACAAAAUCCUUUAUGGGUUAUGUCAAUAUGAGUAUCCUCGAUUCAGACCUUCCUUAUGCAAGAAGAACAGAGGCCACAAGGAACAGGUAGCAGGUUUAGCUCCCACCCCAGUAAUGUCUCUGAGUGCAUCUUUUUCCUUUCUUCUGCAGGAGUAAAUGAGAAGAAGGUGCAGUUAAGUGAACAAAAGUUUACUCAAACCUAAUCCUAUGAAAAUGAUUUAAAUAGUCAUAUAUUCAACUAUUUUUAGUUCCAGGAUGGCUUCACAUAUUGUACAAAAAUAAUUUCUACUGUUGUAUUUUAAAUUGAAGCUGUUUUGCUUUUUUUUUUUCUUCUUGCAGCGUGUAUUGAACUUAAUGGGAAAUGAGGUAAUAAAGAAAAUUCCUUAUUACAGGAGGACACUUAUCAUCAGAUUGAAACAUCUGACGUAUUUGGAUGACAGGCCAGUGUUUCCAAAGGACAGGUAAAAUGGGAAAGGAGAGAGUAAAGAGAUGACCAGUCUAAAAUAUUAUUAGUAGACUAAUCAAUUCUGACUAUGAAAAAUGGAUAUAUUAACAACUAACUUCAUGGGGCUGUUAUAACACACACACACACACACACACACACACACACCAGAAUGGCCUGUAAGAUCCAGAUCCUGAUCCUAAACAAAUUGCUUCAGCUCACCAAUGUGACAACCCCCAAAGCAAUCACUUCAGGAGAGCAAGCUUGUGACUGGGGCAACAGAGGUAGCAUAAUUUAAAGACAGUCUCAUUCAUCCAUUCACUUUGUGGCUUACAACAAAGAAACAGAUGCAUUUUAAACAAACACUACGAAAACAAUUUCUUAAUAACAUAGCAAAACAGAAAUAUAAGAACACAGAGAAAACCACAGUUCAAUAGACAAAUAUAACAAGAUUACUUAAACAACAUGCAGCAUCCAAUAGCAAAAAUAGCAAGGGAACUUCACAGUUUCACCUUAGUCCUAGAAACACCCCUCCCUUAUGAUACUCCCCAGUACUGACCAAUCCAAAUUGUAAAAUGUAUGGAGGAGGUCCUGCUGGUGGUACUGCCAAUGGGUAUGAUCCAGAGUGGUGGUGGCAGUGACCCAGGACCAGGCUUUCUCUGUUGUGACACCCUGAUUAUAGAACAUCCUCCCUGUUGAAGAGUGUGUUGUUGUUAUUUAGACUGAAACUGAGGACCAUUUUUGGUCACUGUACAUGAAUGGAAGGUGGGUGUCAGGAGGCAGGUAGUUGCUAUGUUUUACAUGGUUUGAAAUAUAAUUUUGGUAAUUUUGUGAUAAUUAUAUUUAUGAUGUUGUAUAACCGUCCCAGGCUCCCUCCAGAGGAAGGGUGGAAUAGAAAUCCAAUAAAUUUUUAAUUUUACAGUCCCACAUAGCAGCACUGUUCACACAUUUUUAUUACUAUUUUAGUUAGCCACACCACAACCAAAGUUAUCUAAAAUACAUAUAAUGCCAUCAAACAUAACAGUGACAAUUAAUUAAGCACAAACCAGGGAGAACAAAUUGCCCUUUCCUGCAAGUACAGCUGGAUGAUAGGCCCAACAGCAGCACUGCACACUUUCAGGCUGUGGAAACUGCCAGACAUAGGAGUCAGUUCAUUAUGUAGACAUAAGUUCCACGGAAAUUAAUGCAACAUCAUUCCAUGUGUCUGAUGGUAGUCAUCUUUAUUCUUUCCAGAGCCUGUGCAGAAGCCUGGGCUAAGGGUGGCCGUGAAGCUGAACAAAGUGAAAGAGAAACAUGGGACACGAAAGAAAGGAAGAAGAUCCAAGACAGUAUUGAUGCUCUUGCCGCAAUCCGGCAAAAAGCUGAAGAGAAGAAAAGGCAGUGGGAAAUAGAAGAAAGAGAUGGAACAUCAGCUGACAGUGAAGAAGGUUUGUGUUUAAACUUUUGAGCAGAUCUAUUGUGCCACCAUAGCCCUUUUGAGCAUCCAGCUUCACACAUUUCCAAUUCGGAGUGGGGUGGGGUGGGUGGGUAGGGUUAGGGGCAGAAGCACACUUACUGAGCUUGUUCCCUCUUUAUGCCCCAGUUACUUACUACCUUCCAUGCAGUCAAGGAUGAACUUCCCAGAAGAGGAAAACCUUCAUAUCCUUUUGGAAGAAAACCAAUAAAUGGACUAAAGUGACAUAGCUCAACAAAAACCCAAGGAUUAGUAUUACUUGCAUGCACACUUACUCUCUUUUUGUUUUGGGGGUGUUCUAGAGGAAAUCCCAUCUUCAAGCAGCAGCACUGAGACAGACACUACAGGAAAGGACUUGUGUACUUUGGAAGCGUUGGAAACAAAGGAGAAGAUUGAUAAAUUUGUGAAGGACAGCAUGGAUGCCCACAAGGAGGCUGUGGCUGAAGGAGCAAUCUUAGGAGAUCAGUCGGGGAGACCAGAGAGUGGUCAUAGAGGUCAUCAUGAUCAGGAAGUACAAGAAUCGAGCUUUGGCAUGCAUUCAGAUUUUACAUACACUGCAGAAGGUAUGUAAGUAUUCAUCUAUUUAGUUGUUAGUGCAUCUUUUAUCCUGGAAAUCAAGGUGGCCUUCAUGAGGACUCUCAGACAGUCUCCCAUCCAGAUACUGACCAACCACAAACCUACUUAGGUUCAGCAAGGUGGCUGCAUCAUGUGUUCUCAGACCAUGCACUAGCAAUACUAGUUGAAACACCAUCCAGAUUUGGGUUGUAGAGUUGGCUGGGGAAAAGGUUCAUCCAUUUCAUUUCACCAGGGCUCUGAAGGUGGGGUUUGUUUAGUUAGGAAAGUUUAUCCACAUAUAUAGGUAACAUUCUAUAGGGAGGCUGCAAAAAUGCUUGCAUAUUGCAGCAUUCCACAAGAGGGACAAUAUUUUGUGAGUAACUUUCUACAUAGUUUUGUCCAAUCGACUAGCAGAUCUUCAUGUCAGUUCUGAAGAGUCCCAGGAAUGUGCAGCACUCAUGUAGAAACUGCCUCUGCAAUUAAGAUUUUGUGCAAAGUCAGUCAUAUAGGUUGCAGUGGGGCACCAGGGCCCUGCGGGAUUUGACAUCUUUCUGCAGGGCCUGCAAGACGGAGCUGUUCCGCCUGGCCUUUGGCUUGGACUCUGACCCCUUAUAUGGGAUUUGGUAUAUAAAUUUUCCCUUGGUUUUUUUUCUGGCCCAUGUAGGACCAGCAUUGAUAGCUGGCUCAGUUGAAUAUCUGAUAUUUCCUCUCUUUAUGGUCUUGAUUUAUGGGCUACUACUAGAAUGAGGCUGCAUUUUAACCUGUAUUUUAAGCCAUAUUGUAAUUAACUGUUUUUUCAUUUUUUCUAUUACAUUUUAUUGUAAUUUAUAUUUGGUGUUAGCUGCCCUAAGCCCAGCCCUGGCCAGGGAGGGCUGGGUGUAAAUAAAAAUUAUUAUUAUUAUUAUUAUUAUUAUUAUUAUUAUUAUGUGACAGAACAAUUUUUUGACAGCUUUUUACUAGGGACAGAGCAUAAUACAAAAGAGAGAGAGCCCAGUAUGACCUUCCCAUUUCUAUAUUUUUGUACCUAGAUCUGUUAAGCGUUUUGUCUCUUUCUUUUUUUUUAGAGAUGCCAGUAGAUAAGAUGGCUACACCUGGACUUUUGCUCACUGAACUUGCUGACCCUGCAGAGAUAGAACAAAUUAAGUUGGAUGUACCAGAGAAACUUUUUCUUGAUGUAUGUAUUAACUGAGGGAAGAAAGGGUGGGUUAUGGCCAAGAUGAAGCAUCUCAGAAAUGGGUUUUGUAUUUCCACAAACUCCUAAAUUUUGUAUUUUAAAAAUUACUUCCUUCAAUAAACUCGAGGAUAACUUUAAUUUUUAGGAGCUACCUGAUUUGGAAGAUGUAGAUUUGGAAGUCUCACCAGGAGAGAUCUUCACUAGAAAGGUGAGUUAUUCUAAUAGCACAGUGCUUUCUUAAUCCUGUGUUUUUACAGUUAAUUUAGGUAUAUUCCUAACAGAGCUACAGACUUUUUUGUAGAUCAGGAGACUCUAGAGAUAUUUUAAUAUCAGCCAAUGUGUCACUCUAAAAUUCUUUAGCUGAUUCCACAGAGUACCUCAAGCACAUAUGCACAGGCAUGUGUGUUCAGAACAAGUUGACGUGUGCAGAUAAAAUACAUGGCUGUACUACUUCAAAAUGUAUGUAGGAGGUGUAGCAAUCAUGGGCCAAUGGGCAUGGAUGAUGGGAGUUAUACUUUAGCAGCAUCUGGAGGGCCAAAGGUUCACCACACUUACACUAGGUGCUCAAUUGCAAGCCCCACUUUCUGCAGAGAUGAGCUCCACUCAAGAGCUUCAACCAGGAGCUCGUGAGUGGAACCAGGUUUAUAUUUGGUGACCAAUGCAAAAUGCACUGAAUGCAAGCUCCACUGUUGAGGAAGCAUCAGCAGCACAACUUAAGGUUCUCACAUGUUGCUUUGUAGCCAUGACUUUACUGACAUCAGAUGUGAGAGAGCUAGGCAUCACUGGAAAAACUUACUCAUGGGUCAAAUUAGAACCACUGGCAGACUAAUUUGGCCCACUGUUGAGGAGUUAAACUCUCAGUGUGCUUUGGAAAGCAACAUCCCUUAGAAUAGUGUGAGGUAUCAAGACUAGACUGCCUCACGUUCAGUUUUUUUAUGGUAGCCCAAAUCUCAGUUGUACGGGUGUACGGUAUGUAUAUAUCUCAAUUUUAACUCUGCAAUCCACUGCAAUCCCCUCCGAUUGUAUAUUUUAUCUUCAUGAACGCUGUUUUUAUUGUGUUAUGUUACGUGAGCUGGUCUUUGACCUUAAUAAAUUAUCUAUAAUCUAUGUCAAUACAGACAUUUUCAAGCUGGUUGGUUUUUUUUACCUUUAUAGCCAAGUUCUCCAAAGAUUGAAGUGAUUUCUGAAGCAAGUGAUGACAGAGACUGCAUAGUUGAAAGAAAUGCAGACACUUCUAGGAAUAUAGAGACAGAAGAGAUCCCAAUCUCUAUCUUUUCAAAUACAUGUAAGAUACCCGAAGUCUGUCCAAAGGAAGCCAUAGAACCCAUUGUAACAGACCUUCUAACACAACAAGAGGAAGUAUUGGAAGCCAAAGUACAACCAGCAAAACCCUUGAUCGAAGAGAUUCCUGGGCCUUUGAAACCAUUAACAGAUGAUGAAGCAGAUGAAUUAAUUCCAGACAUUGUGGAAAACGGAGAGAGCCACACUGUAUCCUCUUGCACAGGUAAAUUCACAUAGACAUGAUUUUGGGUCCACCUGCUUGGUUUUUUUUAAGCCACCUGUUCAUUUUUUUAAUAACAGGACAAAGCACCAUCAGUAUAUGUGCCCUAUAGCUUCACAACUAGGCUUCAGUCCAACUAUGUGCUAUUAAAGAAAACAGUUUAAUGGUAGCUCCAUCUCUUUCCAGGUCCACACAUAGUUAAUGUGGCUGGCUUAUAAUUACAGAAUGCUUACACCUAAAGCCUAACUUUAUUUAUUUAUUUUUAAAGUAACUAAUUUAUUUCAGUGGUGCUAUACUUGAAGUGAUACUUGGGGCCUAAUUUCAAUGAGCUUCUAUGGGUGUAGAGGUGUGUAUCUUUCCCUUAAGAGAUGUCCAUAUAUAGACAUCACAUUUACAUAGGGGCUGUGCAUAGAAGAUCUGCAUAUGUCUCAAUCUGAUACACAUAAAACUUCUCCACAUAAUGACUACCACAAUUAUGGAUUCUGUAGGCCCUGUGCAAGCAUGAACUUUAUGAGUGUAGGCUUCAUGCAAACAUGGAUUUUUGUUUGGGUUUGCUUGGUUUCAUGAUGAAUUGUUAUUAUGUUCACCACUUAGAAAUUCUAAUUGUUAAGCACUGUAUAGAUGCCUUAAGUAAAUAAAUAUUAUGGCCAAUUGGUUGCCAUUAGCAAAUCUGGACAGGGGAUGGACAUGUGCAGUGGGUAAAUGAGGGACAUAAUUCCACAUAUAGAAGUUAGUCUAAACUGAACCUAGAAUCUGAGCCUAUGGAAGUCUUGAUACAGCAAAAAUCUUCCUAUGACUGGUAGGUAUUGCAAAGAGGUGCUUCCUAGAGCAUAGAAUUCACACACUGGUAACUGGUGAGACCCUACCAUUGCUGUCCUAGCUGCACUGAUCCCAUUGGAUCAUCUGGGCUUGCCUGACACCUGCAAGUCCUGCAUCUGGAAGGGUGUUUUAAACAGUGUUUUUGCACAAGGUAAUUGAGCAUUUCCCCUAGUGCUUUAGCUUCUCAAAUGUAAACAUCCAGAGAUUGAUUAUUAUGUUUUGCUGCUUGAGAUAUGAAGUCUUCACUCAUUUUUUAAGAAAUGAAGUUCACAGACACUAAUAAUAGUUAAGAGCUUUGAGGAAAGGGGCUGUGGAUAAGAAAUAGUGAUUGGCUUAAAGCUAUAUUGUGGGUCUGUGGUUGAAGAGAGAUUUGACCUGGGGCCUUCCUGGCUCAUAGCUCACAAUUUUAAGCCUUCACUGCCCUGAUAAUCCAAAUGGUAAAGGGUUUCUUAUUGCGCCCAGUGCUUUCUCUGCUGGGGACCAUUCAAGGAAUGAACUGCAGUGACUACUGAGCGGUCCAGUUUAGACCGAAUCUCAGCUGCCAAUCUUGUCUUUGGAGUAGCUUCUGGCCUAAUAACUGGUCCUUCUCUUCAGGAAGGUAUUUGGGGAGAGUAUAGCUCCUAUGUCCAGAAACUAACUGAAAUUUCACCCCUUAACAGGGAAUAUCUCUGAAGAAGAUACAGAGCAGCAUACUCCUGAAAAUAAAUGAAGAAGUGUUGUAUGAAUUUAUAAAAUAGAAGCCAAGAUAUUUCCCAUCGUUCAUUAGCAUUACUGCAUCACAGCGAGUGCUGCAACCCUAACAUCAUUAGUCACAAAUGCUUUCUGUGACACAACUUGCAGGCAAGCAAUCCUGGCAAGCAAAGUCCAGUCUCUCUUCAAUAGUUGUGCCUUACUUUUACCACACUGCUGCGAUCAAUGGCAGAGCAGGCAGUGCCAUGGUGCAGAUGGGGGCCUUAUGCAUUGGUCUUUCCAGGUGCUAAGCAACACGAGCUCACCCACGGUAUGCAUCUGUGAAAGUUCAAUGCCACCAAGUCAGGUAACCAACAUUUAAAGUAUGAAUUCAGUUUUCAGUCUAUUUUCUUUCAUCUGUUGAGAAAAGCUAGUUUAAUCAGUAGCAUCCAGCAAAAAUGAAGAUCAUUUAAGUCUCAUUUAUUUUGGUGAGAGUUGAGCGCAUGCUUAACUUUCUCCCCCUAAAAUCACACAUGCUUCACUUUUGUUGGAUUCUGCUCUAAGUUUGUAGAAAGUGAUUGCCAUUGUUUUGCUUAUUUUGGUUAAAUGUUUACUUUUAUUUGUAAUUCAGUCUGAGUAAAUGAGUUUGUUCUCAGCUUCUUGCAUCAUUUGUUAUCUGACUUGUGGUGAGGCGUAUUGAACACCUAUGACAUCAGCAUAGACAGAGAAACCCAACAAGCUAGUCUUCACAGAAAGGCACCAGAGGUUUUCACUCAACCCUCUUAAAAGCAUCCACUCUCAAUCUCCAGAACUUUUGGCUAGAGUCCACCUUCCUACAAAAGCUUGCACAUUUAGUGCCCUAGUCCCAACCGCACAAAGCAUCACAGCUUCUUUUGUUCAUUAGGAGAGUGAUGUUUGCUCCUGGCCAGGUCACCAUCUUAAUUUGGGGGCUCAUGAUCCUGAUAUGGCUACAAAUAUUAUUUGUGGUAUACAAGGCGGCCAUUCCCAAAGUACGAUCACCUUGCAGACAGGUAGUGUUGCAAGGUCUUUUUAGGCCCUGUGGCUGCUGUGGUCACAGGCUGAAGGACUAUCUGGUCAAACAUUGCUUGUUAAUUAUAGUUUGACAGAUGCUUAAUGAAUGGAAUACUUUACAAUUGUUUCUGCUUAUAUGCAUCUUUGCAAAUCAAAACAAAUGCUAGUAGCAUGUGUAAAAGUAUAAGUAUCACCACCCUGAUCUCCUAUGUAUAUAUAAUUAUAAAAGCACACAGAGUUAUGACUGGAUGGUUGAUGGCUUCUAACAGAAUGCAAGUGAGACAUGCAAUCCCUCCCCCUAUACAAAUGCAUUAACUGCUAUAAAGAUUUUUAUAGUUUAACCCAUGGUGACAAUGUUAAGGUGAAGCAACACAAAAACAACCCACUGCCCCCAACACUGAGUGGGCCUAAACUACCUCACACGGGUAAAUAAAACAGAGUAAUCCCAUAGAUACCUCCAAGUUCCCUGGAGGAAAGGCAAGAUUACAGUAUGGGAAAAUAGGGAGGCAAGUCUGUUUAUCUAAUAUAGGAUGCUAUUGAUAUCAAUACACAGAGAAAUGAAUCCAAGAAAAAUAAAAGGCUGUGAAAGCAGAACUUUAUGAGGACAAAAGAAAACCUCUUUAAUUAGCAUACCUUGUAAAACUUUACAAAUGUACAGCAUAGUGCAAAAUUGCAGGUUCAGCGCAUCAACUUCAAGUAUAAAAUAAAAUAAGCAUAAAAUAGCCAAGAAAACCAAUCACACACACCACCUUUCAAGAAAAAUUCCUUGAAGUAGAGAUAAUUCUAUUCCCCUUGGUUUUCACUUUCUGAAGAAAACUAGAUAAGAGGGGUAUGCACUCUAGUGAAUCACUUUAUAAUCAGAAAAGGGUUGGGAGCUAAUGUGUUUCUCAGUCAAUAUCAUUUUUUUAAAUGCUGCACCUGUAUCAUUGCAAGUGGUGUCUUAAGAGAGCUACAAAAAUGUAUAAAACACUAGAUUCUACAAAAAUUACAGAUUGCUACUAAACAGAUUGUGCUAAAGCUGCAAAGGGAAGAAAAUCAUCUUGUCUACUCUUCAGAAAUAAUUCUGCUCAGCAAAGUCACGAUGUGGAAAAUCAGCUGAGAAGCGAGGGUGAGGGCUGUGUGUGUGCAUGUACACAUGUGGUGCUGUGUGUUCCAAUCUGUAAUGUGUCUACACUUUGGUAUAUAGACAAUAUGUGGUGUAUGUGCACUGUGCUAUGUGCAUUCAUAUAUUCUGUGUGUGUGUCCAUGUCAGCUGCUAGCAUUCAGAUCCCAGAGGGGAUGCAAUGGAAUAAGGAAGCUUUUGGCACAGAAAUGGUUACCAGGCACACACGCUGGUGCUAAAGCAUUCCUUCUACCUGUCCCUUUACAAAUCAUCACUACCACUGAGGCUAUGCUUAAUUUCUAAACUUAGGGGGUGCUAGGGUAAAAGUCAAUGCCUCUCUAGUACAGGUAUGUGUGGGAUGGUGUGCUUACUGAGGAAUGAGGAAGGCAUGUUGCACAUGCUGAGAGGUACUCUGUUAUGAUAUGAGGUACCAUGUUCUAGGUCUAGGUUCUUCUAACAAAUAGUUUAUCAAGACUUAGCUCUUGUCUAAAAUUAAUUCUGACCUAAACACAUUCUUUCUCUGUUCUAAAAGGCCUAACUACUGACCGGAACUGGCUUAAUAGUCAUUCUCUCCCCACAAAUUAACCAUGCAAAAUCCCAUUCUGAGAGGGUGGCAUAAGAGAAAUCUCAGUAUCCUCACCAAGCUACACGUGCCAGGAAUCUAGGGAAACCAUAGCCAUUAAAUUGGCAAUAAACCUGAUAAAGUUUCAGAAUAGAAGCAUUGCAGUGUAUUAGUAGGUAAAAAUAAGGCUUUGCUGCUCUCAAAGUUUUGUAAAAGCCAAGGAAGCCAACUGAUGCAUUCUCACUCAUCAAUAUAUGUCUCACUUUCCCUUUAUUUUCAUCACACACAGUUUAGAGUAUCCUGGAGGGAGUUUGUGUAGACAUGGAGCAUGCACAAAUCUACAGCUAACUAGAGGAAUUCUGGAGUGACUUCAGCCCUACAGCUGCCUCCAUAGGGGCAUUUUAUGGGAACAAGCGGUCUAAGAGAUAAUCCUGUCAGUGGGUACUUCUGGGACAAAUGAUUUUCCAGAUGUUAGGAAUGCUGAUCCAAUGUACCAAAUUCCUACAAGCCGACCAGGAACUGUGUUGAAUGCCAUGUUCAUCCUUGCUGGACCACAUGGCAGGCAAAGGAAUCAACAAGAUGAGGGUGGAUGACAGUCCAAAGCAAGGCUUGGUAAGAAAUAUACACAUCAAACAUUUUAAUGAGUGCCGUUGCUUGUGCUUUUCUUUCAAUGCUAAAUCAUGCAACCCUAUUACAUAGGAAGUUACUGUCUGGAUGCAACAUCUCCCAAGGAAUCUAUCAUUAUCACUUUACUCCAGCUCAAUAAACCAUAAUGUUAUGCAAGAUAAUCCUUAGGUAAUGAUUUAUGUAAAUAUCCCUAAACAGAUACAUUUUGGAACACCAUGUAGCACAAUUAGAUGAAUAACAGUCAAAUCCAGCAAACCAUGGUUUAUAAAUCAGAUUUCCAGCAAACCACAACCUGUAAAUCAGGAGUAAGCCCUGGAAAGAUAUGGUCACUUUUUAGCUCACCUCUCUGAUGCAAAAUCCCUCCACUUUUUCCUUAUUAGCCUUAACCAUAAUUCAACACAUUACAUUUGUAUCAAAACUAUAGUUUAGAUUAGCCCUGUUCCCUUUUAAUCAGAUGUUACACACUAACAUCAAACCAAGGUUUCAAACAUUAAUUAAGAGAGGAAUCUAUGUUAGCAUUAGUCAUGGUUUCAAAGCAAGCAAGCAAGUGGUAAAGGAGAGAGUAAGAAGAGUUCAUAUUCCCAAGAAUGACCCCAAUCCUUUGGGUUAAUAAGUUCAGAGUAAGAUGACAAGGAAGGAUUAUUUCAAGAGAGGAGAGGUUCCAUGUGUUCUCAGGGCUGGAUCUCACAAAUGUAUUUUGAACAGCAGGAAAUCAGGGCUGCAUUUGUAGCCACAGGCACUAUAGAUUUCUGCAAACUGCACUCACACUUGCAAUUUUAAGACAUGCAAUGACUCUCCAAGGAUCACCCAGGAUUGCAAAGACAGGUGCAAAUUGAAAGAAACAAAUCACAUACUGUACAUCCAAAAACUAGCACAUUUUCAAAGUUUGCUUUUAGAAAUUGAACUUUGCAGGAUUUAAAAUAAAUAAAUCUAAAACUACAACAAUCUGUGAAGUCAUAACAUUUUUUCACAUGUUCAAAAAAACAACAAUCCCAAAUUUAACAAUGUCCAUAGUUGGGAAUGCUGAAAAAAGUCAAGCUAGAAGAAUAUAUAUUAGAAUUCUCAGCAGCACAUCCAAUUUUUUAUUCAACCCUCCCCAAAUAAUUUUAAUUUUAGCACAGUCCUUUUGUGUGAACGAGUAAGACAUGCAGCUGGCUCUAAGCUAGAUUUGGCAUUUGUCAAGCUAGUCCUGAUAAUGUCAAGGUUUGGCACAACAGUCAAUAUAGCACUAUAUGCUGAUGUAACCAGAAUGGGGAAUUAGGCACAAAUUAGAGACGACCUUUCAGGCUCCAAUAGUAAAACAGGAGAGAUGAGACAAUGACCAGGAUGGUCCCUGUGAGAUCAUGGGACCCAGACUGAACAUGGGAAGAUACGUACCUUUUAUUGAGGUCUAAGAUUUCUCAUGAGAAAAAACUGGACACAGAGCAUUGGACAGGACCAAAGCGGUGUGUAGGGAUCACCUCCUCACUGAUUGUCAGUAGCAGUUCAGAAAUAAAAGCUUCAUUUUUAGCAUGAUGGGAGCUUCAAAAACAGACAGAUAAUCCCUUCGACAGCUAACUGUCACUCACAACCUUUGACAGAGAAACAAAAAUGACUGCAUCACAUUUGUGUAUCUGUUAUGAGUGAGUGACUUCCACUUCUUUACAUUCAGGCUGCUAGAUGUCUCCCCCCCCCCCCGGGGGGGGGGGGAGGGAAGGCAUAAAUAGUUUAAGCUAAGCAAAAGAUCACUCAUCAUUCUCAUUCGGGCAAAUCAGGUUCGAUGGGAUGUAACUGAGAUGGGGAUUUUAAAGUCCACAGCAGGAAAGAAGGAAGGUGCUGUUCUAGACCCAGUGUAAAAAGAUGAACUGUUUGGUACAUUCAUAGUGUUGCUCCUCCAAAAGUGCAGACAGAUGCUUUCCAGAAUGACGUCUC
Podarcis lilfordi (Lilford's wall lizard) is the source of this 20957-nucleotide messenger RNA. The record is from the annotation of a GenBank genome assembly. Lineage: Eukaryota; Metazoa; Chordata; Lepidosauria; Squamata; Lacertidae.